This is a messenger RNA of Mycotypha africana, 1137 nucleotides long. Its product is annotated as farnesyl-diphosphate farnesyltransferase. Gene Ontology annotation, molecular function: squalene synthase [NAD(P)H] activity. Gene Ontology annotation, biological process: ergosterol biosynthetic process; farnesyl diphosphate metabolic process. Gene Ontology annotation, cellular component: endoplasmic reticulum membrane. The record is from RefSeq and is a predicted model, not a curated record. NCBI's taxonomy places the organism in Eukaryota, Fungi, Mucoromycota, Mucoromycetes, Mucorales, Mycotyphaceae. Bases 1 to 1137 code for a protein of 378 amino acids. The transcript is spliced from 5 exons.
AUGUUGGGAGUCAUUCUUGAAUCGAUUACCAGGCCUUCCGAAGUGGCCGCUUUACUUCAAUACAAGUUCGCACCCAAGAGUUCAUCUACUGAACGUCUCAAGCAGAGUUUGGCCAACGACGCGUCCAAGAAAGAAUGCUAUAAAUACUUGAACAUGACUUCAAGAAGUUUUGCUGCUGUUAUUCAAGAGCUUGAUGAUGAAUUAAGAGAUGCUGUUUGUCUGUUUUAUCUUGUUUUAAGAGGAUUGGAUACCAUUGAAGAUGAUAUGACUCUCAACCUGGACAGAAAAGUUGAAUUAUUAAGGUCGUUUGACCAGAUUAUUUACCAAAAGGGGUGGACCUUCAAUGAAAAUGGACCUAAUGAAAAGGACCGUGAAUUGUUGGUUCACUUUGAUGUUGUCAUUGACGAAUUCUUAAAGUUAAAGCCCGAAUUUCAAAAAGUCAUUGCCAACAUUACGAAAUUGAUGGGUAAUGGUAUGGCCGAUUAUGCUACUGGGGAACAUCGUGAAAAUACUUCAGUUGCUACAGUAAAAGACUUUGACCUUUAUUGUCACUAUGUUGCUGGCCUUGUUGGAUAUGGCCUUUCGGAUCUGUUUGCCGCUUCGGGCCUUGAAUCCAAAGAAAUUGCAGAGGACAAAACAUUGUCUAACGCAAUGGGUGUGCUUUUGCAAAAGACAAAUAUUAUCCGUGAUUAUCGUGAAGAUUUGGAUGAUGGACGUCAAUUCUGGCCUCGCGAAAUUUGGGGUCAAUAUAUUGAUAAAUUUGGUGAUCUCACCAAACCUGAAAAUAAGGAUAAGGCCAAGCAUUGCUUGAAUCAUAUGGUUUUGAACGUUUUGAAUCACGUUCCUGACAGUCUUACUUAUCUCUCAAGACUCAGAAAUCAGUCUGUAUUUAAUUUUUGUGCUAUUCCUCAGGUGAUGGCUAUUGCCACACUUGCUUUAGUGUUCAACAAUCUCGACAUUUACCAACGCAAUAUUAAAAUACGUAAGGGUGAGGCCGUCAAGAUGAUUUUGCAGAGCACCAACAUGGAUAAUGUCAUUGCUAUUUUCAGACACUAUGUAUUUGAAAUCGCAAAGAGAAAUGAAGCUACAGAUCCCAACUUUAUGAAUAUUUCUAUGGCUGUUGGCAGAGUAAGUUGA